AUGAGCCCAGAGGAGGUGACGUUCAAAGAGCUACGGAAAGGAACCGGCACGAGAAAAGACGGCUAUCGAAAGAUUAAAUUCUGCGAAGCGCGAGCGAUUGGCCAUGGAUUAGAGUAUUCCUGGGUCGAUACCUGCUGCAUCGAUAAAUCAAGCAGCGCGGAACUCUCGGAAGCUAUUAACUCGAUGUUUCGUUGGUACCGGGAUGCGGCGAAGUGUUAUGUAUACCUCUCCGAUGUGAAUGCACUCAGAGGUGAGGUAACCGACCAGUUGUCAUGGGAGCCGGCCUUUCGCAAGAGUAGAUGGUUCAAACGAGGCUGGACGCUUCAAGAGCUUCUUGCCCCGCGAUCGGUAGAAUUCUAUUCGGUCGAGGGGACGCGACUGGGCGAUAAAGAGUCGUUGCAGAGCCAGAUUCAUGAGAUUACCGGAAUCCCUAUUCGAGUUCUUCAGGGAUACCCACUGUCGAUAUACACCGUUGAUGAGCGAAUACUGUGGGCAAAACACCGCGAGGUCCUGCGCGAAGAAGACGCAGCGUACUCUCUUCUCGGUCUUUUUGACAUCCACAUGCCUCUGAUUUACGGUGAAGGGCGGCAGAAAGCCCUGCAUCGGCUACAUAAGGGGAUCCACGAGAUGCAAGGAAAGGUAGAAUAUGGCUUUAUAGAAGGUAAGCUGUCAAGAAUGACGAAUGAAAGGCCCCGAGCUUCUUAAUGGGAGCUGGUAUAAUAAUUGCUUUGGUAUGAUCUCGAACUCC
Molecule: messenger RNA, 748 nt
Organism: Eremomyces bilateralis CBS 781.70
Lineage: Eukaryota; Fungi; Ascomycota; Dothideomycetes; Eremomycetales; Eremomycetaceae
Product: HET-domain-containing protein
Exons: 2
Coding region: 1-705 (234 amino acids)
Source: RefSeq, a predicted model, not a curated record